AUGCCGAUGGACGAUGCUGCGUACCUACCAAAGAAGUCCUCUAUCAAGUGCAGUGCAGGUGUCACAGGGAAAUCACUGGACAUGUCUGAGAAUGCGAUGGCACCAAACUACGACAUCCAACGUAUGUUCCUGCUCCUUCCCUCCGGCAGGCACGGCCAGUUCUCUUCCAUUGUCGGAUACGGCCCUGGCUCUGCGCCCGCUGUCGCGCGACUGAGACUGCAUACACAGGUGAGCUCAGGAGAGGAAGAAGAAAAAGAAAAAAGAGAGGAAGACAUCGCAACUCAGGGCCGUGCCAUUGGCUGGACGGGUCUGGAUCAUGGCUUAUCAUAG
Clonostachys solani is the source of this 330-nucleotide messenger RNA. NCBI's taxonomy places the organism in Eukaryota, Fungi, Ascomycota, Sordariomycetes, Hypocreales, Bionectriaceae. The record is from the annotation of a GenBank genome assembly.